Messenger RNA from Copidosoma floridanum, 2015 nucleotides. Its product is annotated as protein LSM12. The record is from RefSeq and is a predicted model, not a curated record. Gene Ontology annotation, molecular function: RNA binding. NCBI's taxonomy places the organism in Eukaryota, Metazoa, Arthropoda, Insecta, Hymenoptera, Encyrtidae.
AAAAGAAAAGUCUCGCCCAGCCUUUUCUGUUGUCUCUCGCGUGCAUAAGUGUAUAUACGUGUAUUAAACUCUAUCCAUCAUCAUCUAUCUCUAAACUCAACCCGAAGGGAGGAGAGGAAGAGAGAUAGAGAGAAAAAGCGGAGCACACGCACGAGAGAGUCACGAGAGGAUAGUAAAGCAAAAGAUAAAAAGAGAGAGGCCCCGUCCCGUCGUUCCGUUCUCUCUCUACUAAGUAGCUCUAGAGAGAGAGUCGUCUCUGGCUGGUCUGGCCUGCGGUGUGGUGGUGUGUAGUGAAAAAUGGCCGGCGUCAGCGAUUACUUCGGCAUUGGGAGUACCGUGGCAUGCAGAACCUGUUAUGACAAGGAGAUCGAGGGCGAGGUGCUGGCGUUCGAUCAGCAGACGAAGAUGCUGAUCUUGAAAUGUCCUUCCUCGUGCGGUAGGGAAUCAUUAAACGAUGUACACAUAGUGAACCUAUCACUAGUGUCGGAUGUACAGGUGAAGAAGGAAGUCAAUCCCACAACCAAUGAACCACCACAGAGUCUCAACCUGCAGAGGCUAAAUACGAGAGUGCGUAAUCAAAUUGAGGAGAAAAAGAGGAUGGUAAAGGCUCUGCAGGCCGGAGUGUCGCCAGAGGGACAGAAAUUAUUCAUAGCAAUUUCCAAAACCAUAAAUGAGAUCACCUGGAAUGGUCCUAAUAUAGUUGUCUGGGACAAAGUGACGAUUAUACCACCUUACAAAGUUGAAAACGUACAGGGGAAUUCAGAUGAUAAAGCAUUUACUCACAUAAAGAAAGUGGUUGAAAAACAUAUGAGAGAUACAGCAGCUGCAGAAUCGCAGCAGAAAGACCAACCAUCACAAUCACAUCAGCAAACACAGAAAGGCAACAGCACGCAAUAGAAAAUGAACAAUUUACCGUAGAAAAGAAAGCCGACAAACUUUUUGCGGUGUUAAUUAUAUUCACGGAAGUAUGAGGGAAAAAAGGGAAAUUAUCUAAAGAAAAAAAAUAAGGCAAAAGGUUUACUCAAAAAAUCAAGAAUGGAACAUCGGUGUAUAACGAGCCUAUGGAUAUAAAUAUCGUGAUUAAUCCUUCCUUGCAUUUUGAUCACAUAGAUGAUUCAAGUAUGGAACAUCGUUUUCAACGAACUGAAACGGUUAUCAGGACACAUCGUUAUGCAAUAAUUAAAAAAAACUCAAUGUUUGAAAGAUGAUUUUUAUCUCAAACUAUUGAGAGCUUGACUCUGAUUAAAACUUAGAUCUAUUAAGAGAAAAAAUGGUUCUCGACAAGUCGGCGAUGUACGAUCAUGCGUGUACAAGUGCUACAGCAGGCGUGUUUGCUAGUUUUAGUUGUACAUUGUUACGGAAAAAAAUGCGUAUAGUAGUUGUUUAAAAAAAAAGAUCACUCGAGCAUUCAGGUAACUAAAAAAAAAUGAAAGCAGGAAUGGAUGGAACUAUGAAAGAAAGAAAUAGUGAGAACGAGAGAAAGCCAGUGAGGGAGAAAAGCGUCUACCUGAAUUACUUUCAGCUAUGCUUCACGUUGGAGCCUUGUUGAAAAAGCUUUGUUUACCAAAUUCGAUAUAAGAAAAAAUAAAUAAAAAAAUGAAGAUUAUAAUUGAAUAGACAAAAGAACUUGUAAAGAACAUCGAUUGAUUGGACUUUACCACGCCUAUGUACGGGCACGAGGUACAUUUGUUAGAAGAAACUUUAAUCUCAUCAAUAAAUCGUUUUCGCGAAAAUCAAUUGCAACUAGGCAGAACACGUAUUUUUCAUUUCGGCCUAUAGCGAAAACAUCACUUUCAACAAUUCGUUUUGUACCAAUCCAAGAUUGAGGCAGAAGGAAAAUUAAUACCAACUAACGUCAUAUUUACUGGAUAAAGCAAAUGCACCCCGUGCCUUCUUAUAAACUUUGGAUGCCUGUAAAAAAAUAGCAUGAAAGAAUUAUGUUGUGAGAAAGAUUAGGAAAAAAAAAAGAAAGAAACAACUACAUUAAAAAAAAACAGAAUAAAUGUAAUAUAAAU